Molecule: messenger RNA, 774 nt
Organism: Bufo gargarizans (Asiatic toad)
Lineage: Eukaryota; Metazoa; Chordata; Amphibia; Anura; Bufonidae
Exons: 4
Coding region: 13-774 (253 amino acids)
Source: RefSeq, a predicted model, not a curated record
GCGACCAUCUGGAUGAGCGUCCUGCUGUGUUAUGCUCCUCCUCUCUCCUCAGGUGACGCCGACGUUGCAAUGGAUUCCGGGAGAAAUUCCGAUUAUGUAGAGCGGCUGGCUUCCAAAUACAUGCGGAAAUGUAAAGUAGAAUCCAGCACCGACUCCGAAUCCGACAACAACAACAACGAGGGUUUGGGAAUCAAUAUGUCAAUCGCAGCGUCUCCUGUAGAUAUAAAGACGAUGGAUUUCCAGAAACUGCAGUUCUUGGACCCUUAUGAUGGAGACUCUGAAGACACCUUACAGUCUAACAGCAGUGAGUGUGAGCAGACGUGUAUCAGUGAUGACCCCCAAAACCCCUGUCCCCUCGGGGAAGGAUCUGUGGGGAUGGACUGCGGACUCGUCUCCAUAAGUGACCCACCAUGUGAAGGCUGGAGCCUCACGUCCUGCAGCGACCGCCUGGAGAAGGUGAAGACAUCUUGGCAAAGUCUAGACAUAUCUAAGAAAUCGAGUGUGCCGAGCGGCUCAUCUGACCUGUCCAUGGACUCCGGUACGGUGACCGAGGACGCCAGUGUCGCGUCCGGCCGCUUCCUCCUGAUUGGUCUGGCCUCCAGAUCUGAGACGUCUACGGUCUUGCCAGCCAGCCUGACGUCGGAGGAGACCAGUGACUUCAGUAUGUUUGAGAGCUCGCUGAUAAAACGUAAAGGGGGGAUACGAAUGGAGGGCGAGAAGCUGAGGCUGAAGAAGCUGCGCGUCGCUGAGUAUAUGGUAGGUGGAAUGUUUUAG